Messenger RNA from Rattus norvegicus (Norway rat), 769 nucleotides. It is a transcript of the gene Ppial4d, whose product is annotated as peptidylprolyl isomerase A (cyclophilin A)-like 4D. Gene Ontology annotation, cellular component: cytoplasm; extracellular region; nucleus. Gene Ontology annotation, biological process: protein folding. NCBI's taxonomy places the organism in Eukaryota, Metazoa, Chordata, Mammalia, Rodentia, Muridae. Gene Ontology annotation, molecular function: peptidyl-prolyl cis-trans isomerase activity. The record is from RefSeq and is a predicted model, not a curated record.
AAAUUGGCUUUGCAGACGCCGCUGUCUCUUUUCGCCGCUUGCUGCAGACAUGGUCAACCCCACCGUGUUCUUCGACAUCACGGCUGAUGGCGAGCCCUUGGGUCGCGUCUGCUUCGAGCUGUUUGCAGACAAAGUGCCAAAGACAGCAGAAAACUUUCGUGCUCUGAGCACUGGGGAGAAAGGAUUUGGCUAUAAGGGUUCCUCCUUUCACAGAAUUAUUCCAGGAUUCAUGUGCCAGGGUGGUGACUUCACACGCCAUAAUGGCACUGGUGGCAAGUCCAUCUACGGAGAGAAAUUUGAGGAUGAGAACUUCAUCCUGAAGCAUACAGGUCCUGGCAUCUUGUCCAUGGCAAAUGCUGGACCAAACACAAAUGGUUCCCAGUUUUUUAUCUGCACUGCCAAGACUGAGUGGCUGGAUGGCAAGCAUGUGGUCUUUGGGAAGGUGAAAGAAGGCAUGAGCAUUGUGGAAGCCAUGGAGCGUUUUGGGUCCAGGAAUGGCAAGACCAGCAAGAAGAUCACCAUCUCCGACUGUGGACAACUCUAAUUUCUUUGACUUGCGGGCAUUUUACCCAUCAAACCAUUCCUUCUGUAGCUCAGGAGAGCACCCCCACCCCAUCUGCUCGCAAUACCCUGUAAUCUCUGCUCUCACUGAAGUUCUUUGGGUUCCAUAUUUUCCUCAUUCCCCUUCAAGUCUAGCAGGAUUGCAAAGUUAAGUUUAUGAUUAUGAAUAAAAACUAAAUGAGAAAAAAAAAAUAAAAAAAAAAUAAAA